Molecule: messenger RNA, 879 nt
Organism: Neolamprologus brichardi
Lineage: Eukaryota; Metazoa; Chordata; Actinopteri; Cichliformes; Cichlidae
Gene: nsl1
Product: NSL1 component of MIS12 kinetochore complex
Biological process (GO): mitotic sister chromatid segregation
Cellular component (GO): MIS12/MIND type complex; kinetochore
Source: RefSeq, a predicted model, not a curated record
AAAAAUAUAAACAAGUUGGCGGUAAAGAUGGAGGCCGUAGAGAGUGAAAUCUUACCAAGUGAGGAAACAAAUCCAGAGUACAGGGUCCAGGUAACCUCGAAGAAAGUAGUAAGUGAGCAGGUGAACAAAUACAAAGAACUUUUAAAGACGGCUCUGGACGGGCAGCCGGAGGACUUUCCGGAGGAGACGAAGCGAGUUUUACUGCAGGAGCUGCUGGCAAAUUUUGAGGCUGCUGUUCAGGCUAACGUGUUGGUGAAUGGACGGCCUUGGGAGGAGGCGCCCGAUGAUGAAGCAGAGGAUGAAGCUGUAGAUCUGGAAAGCCUCCUGGACGAUACUAUUGUUGAGACCACAAGAAGGCGCCGUACAUUCCCCAAAAAGAUCCUUCCUCAUGUGGUGCAUGCCCUCAAGGCUGAACGGAAAAUCAUGGGGCUGUAUGAGCAGGCCAUCAAACCUCAAGAGGUGGUCAAAGAUCCUGAUCAAGAGAACAUCAUGAAUGAUUUGACAGCAGCCGCUCCUGGUGUGGUAAAGCAGGCCAUCCAGGUCAUAAAGUCAAUCAACACUCUGCAAACACAAGUUGAAGGCCUAUGCGAAAUCCUCAAAAUGAAACCCAGCCAAGCCUCUCUGGAGAUACACAGAGAAGUGUUUGGUUUUAAUGACCAAUCAGAGGCUCCCUUUCCUCCUGCGAAAACAGCCAUGGGAAACAAGCAACCAAUAAAGAGAGCUGUAGAGGAAGCAGCAGCCGCAGAGGGCUAUGUGCCCCAAGCCAAGAAACCAGAGUGCUGCGUGGGAGAGGACAAGCUUGAGUGACACUUCAAGAAACAUUAAACCAGUGUGAAAUUCCCAAACACUGCAGUUCCUCUAAUGGCCACUUGGCUGAUC